AUUACAUCUGUUUCGUUUGCUCUUAGUGGCGACAUUUUUUAUACAAUUUUUAAUAAUUUUUUUUUUUAAAUAUAUUAUUUUCUUUUUUAUCAAAGAAAAUUGUGUGUCUGAGUGUGUGCAAUCUCACAGCAGAAUGUAUUACUUUCAAGAACAAUUUCGCUAUGUUGUUGAAAAACCGAAGACUCCACGCGUUGCCUUCGGCAGUGUAACAGAACGUAUGAAUUCCGUCUUUUGGCCACAUUCAGCAGUGGGAAGUUUUGAAAGCAGGCAAUCGACCGCAUCUCAGGCGUCGACAUAUAGCAGUUUCCAGGAAAAGUAUUCCUCAAAGCUUGGUUAUUCCUCGCUCAUUAGUCAAACGCCGCGUUUCGCAUUAUCGAGCGAGAAGAGUGCGCCCGUCGGCAGUUACUCCGUAGAGGAUGGAAAGCCGAUAAAGCAGUGCAAGAAACCGUUUAACAUUGGAGAGUCAUUGAAGAAGGAAACUAAAUUUCUAACACCAGGUCCCUCCCAUUAUCCAUAUCACAAAAGAAUACCCGAAAAGCCCGGUUAUUGCCUGGCUUUCGGCAAGCGUCGCCUCAAUUGGCCUUCAGUCGCAAUUUUCUGCACUUCUCGAGACACCGCCACUUGUUGGGUUUGCCAAGAACGUCCCAUUGGCGACUACUACUAUAACUUCAAGACGAAAUUGGCCGUCUGUAGGAUGUGUAUGAAGAGGAAAUUAAAAGCUUUGCAAGGCUGUGAAAUGAAUGAUUUUAAACGCAAGCGCGAAAUGUUUGAAUGGUGUGAGUUCAAGCCGGUUCGCCAUUGUAGCUUCUAUCACACACAUUGCGGUCGCAAUUUGUAUCAUACGCUAAUGACGAAACAGAUUUUACGCCGAAAACUGGAACUCGAAAACUAUUUAUAUCCAUAUCAACCGUUUUUGGACAAACGUUAUGUGUGAAAGAGAGGCUCGUCGACUCUGGUCCUGAACGAGUUGCUGGCGCACGCAAAUCAUUGAGGUUCAAAUACUUUUGGUGUAUGCUUUAUAUGUUUAGGUCUACAAAGUCUCGAAGAAUGCCGGAAAGAAAUUGAAAAUCUAAAAAAAAAAUAACUAAAAAACUAAUGUAUAAAAGCAAAAAAGAAUUAAAAAUUACAAU
This is a messenger RNA of Ceratitis capitata (Mediterranean fruit fly), 1130 nucleotides long. RefSeq lists its product as uncharacterized. The transcript has 4 exons. Lineage: Eukaryota; Metazoa; Arthropoda; Insecta; Diptera; Tephritidae. Bases 134 to 934 code for a protein of 266 amino acids. The record is from RefSeq and is a predicted model, not a curated record.